Molecule: messenger RNA, 4300 nt
Organism: Engraulis encrasicolus (European anchovy)
Lineage: Eukaryota; Metazoa; Chordata; Actinopteri; Clupeiformes; Engraulidae
Gene: coro7
Product: coronin 7
Exons: 28
Coding region: 132-2909 (925 amino acids)
Biological process (GO): actin filament organization
Molecular function (GO): actin filament binding
Source: RefSeq, a predicted model, not a curated record
CGGAUGAGAAGUGUAGAACUAGCCCGAGUCAGCUGAGCAGAGGAGCCGAACGUUCCUCCUCGCCUCCUGUGACAGCGAAGUAACAACACAGCGGAGACACCCGGAAGGUGCAAAGGCGAGACCGAACUACAAUGAACCGCUUCAAGACCUCGAAAUUUAAAAAUACCACUCCGAAAAUCUCCAAAAGAGAUGGCUGGGUCAGUGGAGUGCGAGCUGGCUCCAAUGGCUUUCAAGGAAACCUCAUCAAAGCUAGCUGUGAUUUUGUGGCUUUCAACACAGAUCAGGGCGGUGGUGGGAUGGUUGGCCUGACGACAUUGGAGGCUGGUGCGGAUGGCAAAUGGCCAGUGAAUCAUUUGGCAUGUCACGGUGAUCAAGUGACAGACCUGGACUUCUCUCCCUUUGACAACAAUCUCCUGGCCACAUGCUCAGCUGAUGAAUCCGUGAAGCUGUGGCGUCUCCGUGGUGUUGAGGAGGAGCAGACGGGAGAGCCGGAGGUGACCGUCUCCCCCGGUGACGGUCGCCUGGAGACGGUGCUCUUCCACCCUGCUGCCCAGGGCCUGCUGGCCGUUAGCUCCAGCACAGCUGUGCAGAUAUGGGACGUCACACGCAACAUGGCCUUGGCAGUUCUGGAACAGCACCCUGACCAACUCCAGAGCUUUGCCUGGAAACAAGAUGGAUCACUGAUGGCAACCUCCUGUAAAGAUAAAAAGCUGCGCAUCUUUGACCCAAGAGCUCAGCUGACCGCCAUCCAGAGUGUUUCUGGCCUGGCGAAUAACAGGGACUCGCGUGUGCUGUGGGUGAGAGAUGAUUGGUUCGUCAGCACAGGCUUCAACCAGGUGCGGCAGCAGGAAGUGAGGCUGUGGGACAGCAGGAAGCUCAACUCCUCUCUGGCCUCAGCAUCCCUAUCCACCUCUACAGGGAUCCUGAUGCCCCUGUUUGACCAGGACUCGGGCCUGCUGGUGGCGGCUGGAAAGGGAGAGCCAGUUAUUAACUGCUUCGAAGUGUCAUCUGUGGAACCCUUCCUACCUCAAGUGAGCCAGUGUGUGACGGAGGCCCCCAGUCGCGGGGUGGCCCUGGUCCCCAAGCUGGCCCUGGAUGUCACCUCCUGCGAGGUCAUGCGGGUCCUGCAGCUCAAUGACAACUUCAUCGUGCCUGUUAACUACCACGUGCCACGCAAGGCUGGACAGGACUUCCAUGCCGACCUGUACCCGGACACAGCGGGCCAGACGGCAGCCAUGAGUGCUGAGGAGUGGUGGGCCGGAGAGAACAAGGAGGUGGAGAAGGUGAGCCUCAAUCCAGCCAAGCGCUCCCAGACCAGCACCAAACCGCUCCAGACCAGUCGCCAACCUGCUCCACCACUGACCAAUCAGAAAAGCAAAGAGAAGUCCAUGUCGAGCAGUGAGUUGAGUUCGGGCAGCUCCAGCGUGGCUCCGUCCCGCUCCCCCUCCUCCACCAGUGGCCUCUCCUCCGGCUGCCUGCCCAGCCCCGCCUCCACCGCCAGCUCCAAACAAAUACAGGGCAUGCUGGGCCCCAGUUCUAAGUUCCGCCACAUCCAGGGCAACGUGCAGCACCGUGACACCCACAUCACUAACCUGCGAGGGCUCAACCUGACCACACCUGGGGAGUGUGACGGCUUCUGCAGCAGUAGCCAGCACGUGGCCGUGCCCCUCAACAUCUCCGGAGGCCAGAUCGCCGUGUUUGAGCUGUCUCAGCCUGGGAAGCUGCCGGACACCUCCCUGCCGACCAUCCAGAACUCAGUCAGCGUGGCCGACUUCUGCUGGGACCCUUUCAACCCACACAGGCUAACUGUCGCUGGAGAGGAUGCUAAGAUCCGCACGUGGCUGGUGCCUGAAGGGGGUCUAACUGACACUCUCACUGAACCAGAGCAGCUGCUGCAGGGUCACACAGAGAAGAUCUACUCCAUCAAGUACCACCCCCACGCCUCAGGCCUGCUGGUGUCCUCCUCUUAUGACCUCACCGUGCGCCUCUGGGACGUGCAGACUGGCAACGAGAUCAAGAAGCUACUGGGACACGAGGACCAGAUCUUUGGGAUGGCCUGGAGCCCUGAUGGUACACAGCUGGCUACCGUGUGCAAAGAUGGGAAGGUUCGCAUAUACGACCCACGCAAGUCAGACAAACCCAUCCAGGAGGGAGAGGGGCCAGAGGGCCACAGAGGGGCCCGCAUCGUCUGGGUUCUGGAGGGGAAAUACCUGUUGGUGUCUGGCUUUGACAGCCGUAGCGAGAGGCAGCUGUACCUGAUCUGUGCGUCCGACGUGAGUGCAGGGCCGGUGGGCAGCGUGUCUGCUGACGUCUCCCCCUCCACACUCAUCCCCUUCUACGACCCCGACACCAGCGUGGCUUUCCUCAGUGGGAAGGGUGAUACUCGUGUCUACAUCUAUGAGAUUGUGUCUGAAGAGCCCUACUUCCUCGAGUGCAGCAGCUUCCAGUCCUCCGAACCACACAAGGGUUUCUCCUUCCUGCCCAAAACCCUGUGUGACGUGAGGGAUGUGGAGAUCGCUCGAGCCCUGCGACUCAGCAAGACCACCAUCGAACCUGUGGCCUUCAGGGUUCCUCGCGUCAGGAAAGAGUUUUUCCAGGACGACGUGUACCCUGAGACGGCCGUGUGGUGGGAGUCGUCCCUCAGCGCCUCCUCCUGGCUGAGUGGCGGCAACGCCAAACACCGCAAGAUCAGCAUGCAGCCCAAGGACAUGACGCCUGUGAGUGAGGCACCAAAAGAGGCUCCUGUGCGCAAAUACCUGCCCUCUUCACAUUAUCUGGAGGAGAAAAGCGAUGAACAGAAAAAAGACGAGUUGCUGAGUGCCAUGGUGGCCAAGCUGGGGAACCUGGACGAUGAGCCUCUGCCACAGGAGUCCUUUGAGGGCGUGGACGAGGACGAAUGGGAUGAUUAGGACAAACAGCUGGGACCAGUCCUGACAACAGUCGAAGAAGCUGCUGCCAGCUUGCCAGUUCAGAGUGCCAAUCUACGUGAACAAGCCCUUCCACACACACACACACACACACACACACACACACACACACACACACACACACACACACACACACACACACACACAAACAUGCGCGCGCGCACAUACACACACACACACACACACGCACACACACACAUACAGUACACAUUCACACACACGCACAUUCACACACACACACACGUGCACACACACAGACAAAGAAUAUAGGCAGACACUCCUUUUAUGACUUUUAUCUGUUUCUACUGAACAUCCUUCUUCCUUGGACCCUCUUGUACUUGUUACUGUCUUUCUAUCUAGCAACCGGACAGGGUAACGAAUGCUUCCAGCUCUUUAAAGCAAACAGGACAAUGUUGUAACCUCUCAAGGAGCAGCCAUGACAUGACAUCUUGUAACCUCUGGAGAAGCGCACAGCCAGGUGUCGUGUGUAUGUUCUCAUACCAAUCACAAACACAAACACAAUCUCACUCCCUCUCCCAAGCAUGUAGGCAGAAACACACACAGAAAGAUGUGCAGGCACACGCACACACACACACACACACACACACACACGCACACACACACACACACGCACACACACACACACACACACACACACACACGCACACACACACACACAUUUGAAGUCCAGUGCUCUCAGCGGUUUGCAUAUGAAAAUCCAUGUAGUACAUCAUACUGUAGUUUAACAUUUUGUAAGACUAAAAAGGUCUAUAACCAUUAACCAACUGAUCCAGGAAAACUCUUUUGACUGUUAAAAGUUGUGCGACAGGUUCAGUAGUGGUGCUUGCUUUGUAACUGGGUCUCAUACACCCACAAUCUCAUUCAGGGCCAUUCACUCUCCUUGCACUGAACUUAUAAUAAUACAGCAAUUUUUUGACAAAUAUUACAUGUACGGUUAGAUUAGCGUAGGAUAUAACUGGAAUAUCGCAUCAUGUCAGUCAGUCAGCCAGUCCGUCGGGUGUUAUUGUUUGCUUCUGAACAUUCCCUGGGAUGUUUUCUUUGUUUACUUGGUGUUAACAAUGGAUCUCUAAAUGUCAAGUCAAGGGUUUGACUAAAUGAAUCAUGUAUUCUUGGGAAAAAAAAUGUUGAAUGCACAAUCUUUUUAUCGUGGCACAAGUCAGGUGAAUUGUGGUGUCGUUUCCCUGUGGUGACCAAGUAAAGGCUGUCGGCCAUGAUGUUACACUUGUGUUUGCUUGUUUCCAUGACACUUUGUGCAAUGCAUCAUGAUGGUAAAAAAAAACGUGAAACAAUGUAUCGGCAGUGUAUACAUUCCUGAUGAAAUGUUGCCUUGCAAUAAAAAAAAUGUUUUGACA